AAUAAAAAUAAACUGGGUUUUCCUAAUUCCUAAGUUAACCCUAAUUUUUCCAUCGUAUAUAAACAAACGCCUCUCAACUUCCAUCGUCUCGAUCUUUUAUUCUUCGUCUUCGAUAUCUCUAAUCGUCUUGUCUAAGAAAGAGAGCGUUUUGUUUACAAGAGGUAACAGUUUCGAGCCUUGCAAGUGGAAGAAACAGUCGAAAGUUCGAAGCUUUCUUUUAUGUCUGACAAGAUUUCACCGUUUUGCUAUCAAUCUGGUUGCGUGGAAACUACUAUCCUGCAUCCGGAGCUACGUACCACCACAAGCUCUUUCAUUACUCUAGGCUCUCGCAUCUUCGAACCCGAGACUCCCCCACCUCUCUCUGACUGACUAAAUAAAAAACAUGGCGCUGCAGAACAUCGGUGCAUCCAACCGCAACGAUGCCUUUUACAGGUACAAGAUGCCCAAGAUGGUUACCAAGAUUGAAGGCAAAGGUAACGGCAUCAAGACCAACAUUGUCAACAAUGUCGAGAUUGCAAAGGCCCUGGGGAGGCCCGCUUCCUACACGACCAAGUACUUUGGUUGUGAGCUUGGAGCUCAGUCCAAGUUUGACGAGAAGACUGGGACUUCGCUUGUGAAUGGAGCUCACAGCACGUCUAAGCUCGCUUCUCUUCUCGAGGCUUUUAUUAAGAGGUAUGUCCAGUGCUAUGGAUGUGGGAACCCUGAGACUGAGAUUGUUAUUACGAAGACUCAGAUGGUGAAUCUCAAGUGUGCUGCUUGUGGGUUUAUCUCUGAGGUUGACAUGAGGGAUAAGCUGACGACGUUUAUUCUGAAGAACCCGCCGGAGGCGAAGAAGGGGGGGAAGGAUAAGAAGGCUAUGAGGAGAGCUGAGAAGGAGAGGCUUAAAGAAGGUGAAGCAGCUGAUGAGGCGCAGAAGAAGCUCAAGAAGAAAGCACCUUGUAAUGGGAAUGGGAAGGAGGCUUCUUCUAGUAUGUCCAAGAAUCAUGCUUCUGAUGAGGAUGAUAUCAGCCCAAAGCAUGAUGAGGUGGAUGGUGAUGAGGAUGAAGACGAUGGUAUCCAGUGGCAAACCGACACUUCUAGAGAAGCUGCUGAGAAGAGAAUGAAGGAACAGUUGAGUGCUGUAACUGCCGAAAUGGUGAUGCUCUCUGUAGAAGAAGAGGAGCCUAAGAACCUCGUGAAGGUGAUGAGAGAGUAUCUGAAGAAAGAUUCAUUGAUAAGCGAGCUCAAAACUUUCAUCUCCUCUCUCUCUGAUCCUCCUCAAGACGUCAUGGACGCACUCGUCAACGCUCUCUUCGAUGGUGUGAGCAAAGGAUUCGCUGAAGAAGUGACGAAGAAGAAGAAGUACUUAGCGGCUGCAAUGCAAGAGGAUGGUUCACAGAUGCAUCUGCUCAACUCAAUCGGAUCUUUCUUUGGUAAGAAAGGAAACGAAGAGGUGGGUAAGGAGGUGGCUCUGGUUCUUAAAGAACUGUACGAUGAAGACAUUGUUGAGGAAGAGUGUGUGUUGGAAUGGUACCAGAAGGGUCUGAAGGGAGUUGACAAAAGCUCGUCUAUUUGGAAGAAUGUUAAGCCUUUUGUGGUGUGGCUCCAGAGCGCUGAGUCCGAGACCGAAGGGGAGGAUUGAGAGAUGUUCUGCUCUUGUGACUUUUUCUGUUUUAAUGGGUGUUUGUAUUUCGGUUAUGGUUUUAAAAUACUAUCUCUCGCAACAAUUAUUGGUAUAAUUGUUGUUUGUUUCAUUAUAACAUUAUCUUAUUGAACUAUAUAUAAUACAGCUACUGGGUCUUUUAUA
This is a messenger RNA of Raphanus sativus (radish), 1786 nucleotides long. Its product is annotated as probable eukaryotic translation initiation factor 5-2. Gene Ontology annotation, biological process: formation of translation preinitiation complex; translational initiation; formation of cytoplasmic translation initiation complex. Gene Ontology annotation, cellular component: cytosol. The transcript has 2 exons. Bases 383 to 1621 code for a protein of 412 amino acids. The record is from RefSeq and is a predicted model, not a curated record. Gene Ontology annotation, molecular function: GDP-dissociation inhibitor activity; translation initiation factor activity; eukaryotic initiation factor eIF2 binding. NCBI's taxonomy places the organism in Eukaryota, Viridiplantae, Streptophyta, Magnoliopsida, Brassicales, Brassicaceae.